This is a messenger RNA of Neltuma alba, 1395 nucleotides long. RefSeq names its product serine/threonine-protein phosphatase 6 regulatory ankyrin repeat subunit B-like. Bases 1 to 1395 code for a protein of 464 amino acids. The transcript is spliced from 3 exons. Gene Ontology annotation, molecular function: protein binding. The record is from RefSeq and is a predicted model, not a curated record. Gene Ontology annotation, cellular component: plasma membrane. Lineage: Eukaryota; Viridiplantae; Streptophyta; Magnoliopsida; Fabales; Fabaceae.
AUGAAGCAGACGAGUCAUUCUUCUCUGCAAGAGACGGAGCUGAUGAACAUAGAGACUGCUCAUCAUCAUGAAGAAGAUAGGAUGAGAGUUCUCUAUGAAGCUUCAUAUAAAGGAUGUGUUUCAACCUUGAACUCACUGCUACAGGAAGACCCUGGAAUCUUGCAGAAAAUUAGCUCACAAGCUAUCUUCAUAGAAACUCCCCUGCACAUAUCAGCUUCACAUGGUCACCUUGAGUUCACAAAAACCCUCCUUUCUCACAAACCAGAACUUGCCCUUGAGAGAAACUCUUUACAAGGCACACCUCUCCACUUAGCUUCUGCAGAAGGCCACAUGAACAUUGUGAAGCAGUUGUUGAAAUACGGUGAAGAGGCGUCCUUUGUUCGUGACCAGGAAGGCAGAAUUCCCUUGCACUAUGCAGUUAUAAGAGGCAGAAGAGAAGUUGUGUUGGAGCUGAGUAGAGCAAAGCCAGAGUCCGCGAGGUUACAUGAUGACAACGGGGAAAAUAUUUUCCACUUGUGUGUGAUGUACAACCACUUGGAGAUCCUUAAAGAUUUGAUGGCUUUGCAUAUUCAUGACACCAAUAAGCUUCUCAUUGAGCGAGACUCGGAUGGCAAGAACACCAUUCUCCAUUUGGCUAUCAUGCUGAAGCAAGUCAAGACUGUGAGUUACCUCCUUUCAAUUCCAAAAAUAAGAUCAGAAGCACUGAACUUGAAGAACGACAUGGGUUGUACGGCCCCAGGUAUCGUUUAUGGAUUUCCCAAGGACUCCAAGAGCCUUGAAAUACAAUAUAAUGGCGAUUGGGUAGAAGACAUGAGGGGGAAUCUAAGUCUGGUGGCUACUGUCAUCUCAACCAUAACCUUUCAAGCUGCACUUAACCCUCCGGGAAGUGUCAUCCAACAAGAUAUAAGACCCAGCGAUCACGAUUUCAACCUCACUACCAGUUACAACACUUCGAUCAGUGACGGACCCCUCGGCUGCUUGCCGUACAAAGAUGGUUAUGGGGUUAAGCACCCUUACGGACCUUGUCCCGGGCAAGCCAUGUUUGCUUAUCGUAACCCAGAUUCCUUUGGCGAAUUCUUAACCUAUAACACCAUCUCUUUUGUGGCAUCUCUGUGUGUUGCCCUCUUGCUUGUAAGUGGAGUUCCUCUCAAACAUAGAUUUGUGUUAUGGCUCCUAUCUAUAGGCAUGGGCAUAGCUCUCACCUGCCUUCUGAACGCCUAUUUUAUUGGCCUCGACCUUAUUUCCCAAGACUCUGUGCAGACCGGAAAGGGGGUGAUGAUAGCCACUACAAUUUUUAUUGGUUUGUAUGCACUGGUUGGUGUAUACAUUGCGGUGAAGUUUGUUAUAUGGGCGGUGAAGAAAUUGAAGGACAAGAUAACAAAAGCGAAGAAAUAG